Cygnus olor (mute swan) is the source of this 1300-nucleotide messenger RNA. It is a transcript of the gene ECI1, whose product is annotated as enoyl-CoA delta isomerase 1. Gene Ontology annotation, biological process: fatty acid beta-oxidation. The record is from RefSeq and is a predicted model, not a curated record. The transcript has 7 exons. Gene Ontology annotation, cellular component: mitochondrion. The coding region runs from base 49 to 951 and encodes 300 amino acids. Gene Ontology annotation, molecular function: enoyl-CoA hydratase activity. NCBI's taxonomy places the organism in Eukaryota, Metazoa, Chordata, Aves, Anseriformes, Anatidae.
GGCCCCGCCCCCAGGCCCCGCCGCGUCUCCUUGACCCUCCGGCAGGAAAUGGCGGCGCCGGCCCUCGCCCGCUGCGUGGCCAGGCCAGGGAUGCUGCCCUUCGGCCAGGCGUGGGGCAGAGCCGCCCGGCGGCCCCCCGGCCCCCCGCCCGCCCAGCGCCGCGCCUUCAGCAACAACAGGGUCCUGGUGGAGCUGGACGAGAGCGCAGGUGUAGCUACGAUGAAGUUUAAGAGCCCUCCGGUUAACAGCCUCAGCCUGGACUUCCUCACCGAGUUUUGCAUAAGCUUGGAGAAGCUGGAGAACGACCGGGCCUGCCGGGGCGUGAUCCUCACAUCCGCUGUCCCCAAAAUCUUCUCGUCUGGCCUGGACAUCACCGAGAUGUGUGGGAAGAGCACGGAGCACUAUGCUGAGUUCUGGAGGGCCGUGCAGGAGAUGUGGCUCCGGCUGUACAGCUCCAACAUGGUGACAGUCGCUGCAGUCAAUGGAUCCAGUCCGGCUGGAGGCUGUCUCAUUGCCUUGACGUGUGACUACAGAAUCAUGGCAGAGAACCCCAAAUUCAGCAUUGGCCUGAACGAAGCCCAGCUGGGCAUUGUGGCUCCCUUCUGGUUUAAGGACACAUUUGUCAACGUUGUGGGACAUCGAGUUGCUGAACGUUCCCUCCAGCUGGGCUCCCUCCACUCUGCACCUGAGGCCCACAGGAUUGGCCUUGUGGACGAGCUGGUGCCAGAGGAAAAGCUGAAGGACAGGGCCAUGGCUGUUAUGCAGCAGUGGCUGGCCCUUCCCGACCAUGCCCGUCAGCUCACCAAGACCAUGAUGAGGAAGGCAGUGCUGGACCGGCUGGUAGCUCACCGGGAAGAAGACGUUCAGAACUUCAUCAGCUUCAUCUCAAAAGAGUCCAUCCAGAAGUCCCUCCGCAUGUACAUGGAGACGCUGAAGAAGAAGAAGAGCUGAGGAGCCAGCCAGCUGGGGCUCGGUCCCAGGAGCUUUCAUGACCCUCCAAAACACUGCAGUAGGUGUAGACUUGCACGCUGAAGCCAUCUGCAGUGUCAGCGCCUGGUGACGUGCUGCCUGCUCCUGUGGCUGCCCCAACCAACCCUUCCCGGUAGUCCCCAUAGAGUGCCUGACACCACUGCUGCCUUCCUGAGAGCAAGGAGAGCUGUUUGCUCAGCUCACCCAAGGAACAGACAGGGAGAGUCUUGACAGCACUGCAGCCUCAGCCUGCGGGUCCUUGGAUGUCCUCCCUCCUGUCCAACAGCUAAUUGUGAAAAUGGAAUUUGUCAAUAAAGUCUUUGAUGAGGUA